UCUGCGCUCAAAAUGUUGAAGGCAAUAUAUUUUGGCAAAAUUAAAAAGGAGACUACCGAACGACUCUUGGAAAAGUAUGGAAAGGAGGGAAGUUUUCUUCUCAGAGACAGUGAAAGCUUACGAGGAGCCCUGUGCCUGUGUGUUAGGAAUGCACCAUUUGUUCACACUUACAGGAUAGAGCAGUCUGCUCAGGGUUGGGCUGUCCAGACUCUUGAUGGAGCAAAGCCUCAGUGGUUCCAGUCUGUGGAUGAACUCCUUGAGUGCUACAGACGACUGAGACCAGAAAACAUGGCCCCCCUCUUAUAUCCACUGGAGAGGACACAGCUCAGUACAGCGGAAAGCCUACUCAAAGAGCCUGUCUACAUGGAGAUGUGAUAACCUGCAAACAUCUGUGUGCGUG
Chanos chanos (milkfish) is the source of this 400-nucleotide messenger RNA. RefSeq names its product SH2 domain-containing protein 1A-like. The transcript is spliced from 4 exons. Lineage: Eukaryota; Metazoa; Chordata; Actinopteri; Gonorynchiformes; Chanidae. Bases 13 to 375 code for a protein of 120 amino acids. The record is from RefSeq and is a predicted model, not a curated record. Gene Ontology annotation, biological process: regulation of signal transduction; regulation of immune response.